AUGACUACGCCAGCUCUUCAUCUUGUUAAGCCUAACAUGGUGGCCCCAUUGGCGUCAUCGACUGAUUCGCCAAUUGAGGUCACAGUUCAAUCUUCAACACUCUUGCAACUAAUCGACACCAUUUACGAGAAUAAUGACGAGACAGAAACACAAAGCAGAACAGUGGGAACACUUCUGGGAACAAGAUCUGAGGAUGGAUCGACAGUGGAGGUGAAGGAGUGCUACGUUGUUCCUCACAAGGAGGAAGACGAGCAGUUGACUAUUGAGGAAGCAGUUCAUGUUUCUCUUUAUCAUUUAUACAAACGUUCAAACCCAGAACUUCAGGUGGUUGGAUGGUUUUCUACCAAUCCAUCCUUGGAUGCAUAUACUGGUUUGUUCCACGAGUUCUAUGCCAAGGGAUCUUGUGCACCAUACCAGCCGGUUUUGCUCACUUUACAAUACAGAGAUGAAGAAUCUGGAGAUAUUAUCGCACCUAUCGUCAAGACUUUCAUCUCAUCUCCAGUUGGACUUCCAGGAAACUCUGGUGUGAUGAGAAAGCUAAACCUCGAGAAAAUUGGAUCAUACGCAUUUGUGCCAAUUCCAAAUAAGGUUGUUCGCUCUACCGGUGAGUCAACUACCCUGAAAUUCUUGUCACAAGCUUCGAAAAAGGGUGACACCUCAUUCAAUUUGAGCGACUUCAACGAACUUAAGCAGGUCUCUAUGACUGUCUCACAGAUUUCAGAUCUGAUAAAAAUAUUGCAGGACUACACAAAUAGAGUUGCCAAAGGUGAAAUAAAAGGUGAUGACAAGAUUGGAAGGCUUCUUCUUUCUAAUUUGAACUUUAACCUUUCCGAGGUGGAUGUGGAGGCUUUUAAGAAUGAGUUUGAAACACACGUCAACGACACUUUGUUGUUGCAAUACUUAGCAUCCUGUAUCAAGCAGCAGCUAGACUUGAGCAACAAGUUGACCAAUUUCAUCAACCCUGAAGAUGCUGUUAAAGAAUAA
Molecule: messenger RNA, 984 nt
Organism: Brettanomyces bruxellensis
Lineage: Eukaryota; Fungi; Ascomycota; Pichiomycetes; Pichiales; Pichiaceae
Exons: 1
Coding region: 1-984 (327 amino acids)
Biological process (GO): translational initiation
Cellular component (GO): eukaryotic translation initiation factor 3 complex, eIF3m
Molecular function (GO): translation initiation factor activity; translation initiation factor binding; metallopeptidase activity
Source: RefSeq, a predicted model, not a curated record